Messenger RNA from Canis lupus familiaris (dog), 1066 nucleotides. Its product is annotated as protein Mis18-alpha-like. NCBI's taxonomy places the organism in Eukaryota, Metazoa, Chordata, Mammalia, Carnivora, Canidae. The coding region runs from base 1 to 867 and encodes 288 amino acids. Gene Ontology annotation, cellular component: nucleus; chromatin; chromosome, centromeric region. The transcript is spliced from 5 exons. Gene Ontology annotation, biological process: CENP-A containing chromatin assembly; chromosome segregation. The record is from RefSeq and is a predicted model, not a curated record.
AUGCGCACUAGCGGGCUGUCCGCCGUUUCAUCUCCCUCAGGCCCCGCCCCCUCGGGCCACGCCCUUUCCGACCUCCGCUCCUUGCCCCGCCCGCGCAUGCGCAGCGGCCGCAUUUCCCGUGACGCUCCGCGGCGCGGGCGUUUUGGAAGAAAUGCGGGCGUCGGGUCGUCCGGUUGUCUGGAAGGAUGCUCUUCUACGAGCUGGUGCGUGUGGCGGCGACCAGGCAAGUGGGGCAGGCGGCUCUCGGAAGACUCGAGCCGUCACCAGCUGCUGCAGAAGUGGACAAGCAUGUGGAACUCCGUGAGCGGGGACGCGUCGGUGGCCUGUGCAAAGGGGACGCGGCGCGAGGAGACUGCGGAGCCGGCCGAGGAGGAGGAGGAGGAGGAGGAGGAGGAGGACAGGCCACUGGUGUUUCUGUGCUCCGGCUGCAGGCGGCCGCUGGGCGACUCGCUGAGCUGGGUGGCGGGCCAGGAGGACGCCAACUGCAUCUUGCUGCGCUGUGUUUCCUCUAAUGUUUCUGUGGAUAAAGAACAGAUACUAUCCAAACGUAAAAACGAAAAUGGUUGCAUUCUGGAGACUUUGUACUGCACAGGGUGCUCACUCAAUCUUGGCUACGUAUAUAGAUGCACACCCAAGAAUCUAGAUUACAAGAGAGACUUGUUUUGCCUCAGUGUUGAAGCCAUUGAAAGUUAUAUCUUAGGAUCCUCGGAAAAGCAAAUUGUGUCAGAAGAUAAAGAACUUUUUAAUCUUGAAAGCAGAGUUGAAAUAGAAAAGUCUCUGAAGCAGAUGGAAGAUGUUUUGAAAGCAUUACAAAUGAAGCUGUGGGAGGUUGAAUCAAAAUUGUCCUUUACCAGUUGCAAAAACUGAAAUCUCUUCCAAGCCCCCCACUCUGGACUCCCUGCUGAUGGACACUUCUUUCAUAUGCAGCAAUUCUGGUUCUCAUUUGAUUUCACUUAGAAUGGAAGGAAUUCUAAGUGGCCGUAUGUAUAUGUGGUGUUCUCUUGUGUUGACUAAGUGAGAAGGAUUUCAGAAUUACUUUUAUGGAUAUAGUAAAUGGUUAAAAGGA